AUGCCCAUGUGGCCGGAAGGACCAGCCCCCGAUAUUGUUAUCCAAGAGAUUAUGGCUCACCAGAACGAGACAAGGAAAAUGAUGUAUUCUAUGAUAGCCAGAGCGCUACAGAAAGCAGGAUCGAAGGAGCAUCCCCUGCGCUAUUUGGUAUUCCUCUGUGUCGGUAAUCGAGAAGAGGAAGGCAGUGACGAGGGGAAGCUGGAUAUUAGCGACGCUUCCAAAUACGGCGAAACACUCUCCAAAACCCGUAGAUAUAUGAUUUACGUUCACUCCAAGAUGAUGGUAGUGGAUGACGAGUACGUGAUACUGGGCUCGGCUAACAUAAACAUGCGGUCCAUGGCCGGCGAGAGAGACACGGAAAUCUGCUCCGGAAUGUUCCAGAAAAAAUACCGUGCCACCCUAGAUGCCUGCCCACAAGGACAGGUAUACGGAUACCGACGUGCGUGCAUGGGCGAACAUCUCGGGGGCCAAAGCGACAUGCUGGAGAAGCCAUGGACAUCGGAGAGCAAUCUGUGGAUACGAGAGCAGGCUGCCAAGAAUUGGGAGCUGUAUAGUCAAGACAACCCUGUCAAUAUGCCAUCGCACCUCCUGCCUAUGCCCUUCAUGGUGGACAUGGUUGGUACAGUCACAGCGCAUCCGGACUACCCACACAUUCUUGACACGACGGCCAAAGUACUCGGCGAGAAGAGUAGUGUUAUCCCGACUUAUGUCACAACUUAG
Messenger RNA from Sphaeroforma arctica JP610, 720 nucleotides. RefSeq lists its product as hypothetical. The coding region runs from base 1 to 720 and encodes 239 amino acids. Gene Ontology annotation, biological process: phospholipid catabolic process. Gene Ontology annotation, cellular component: plasma membrane. Gene Ontology annotation, molecular function: D-type glycerophospholipase activity. The transcript has 4 exons. The record is from RefSeq and is a predicted model, not a curated record. NCBI's taxonomy places the organism in Eukaryota, Ichthyosporea, Ichthyophonida.